GAAGGCGUGAAAACGGAGAAUGAUCACAUCAACCUGAAGGUGGCGGGGCAGGACGGCUCCGUCGUGCAGUUCAAAAUCAAGCGGCACACCCCGCUGAGCAAGCUGAUGAAGGCGUACUGCGAGCGGCAGGGCUUGUCGAUGAGGCAGAUUAGAUUCAGAUUUGAUGGACAGCCAAUUAAUGAAGCAGACACACCUGCACAGCUGGAGAUGGAAGAUGAAGACACUAUUGAUGUGUUCCAGCAGCAGACAGGUGGAGUGUGUUAA
Nestor notabilis (Kea) is the source of this 264-nucleotide messenger RNA. Its product is annotated as small ubiquitin-related modifier 3. The transcript is spliced from 3 exons. The annotation marks the transcript as partial. Gene Ontology annotation, biological process: protein sumoylation. Lineage: Eukaryota; Metazoa; Chordata; Aves; Psittaciformes; Psittacidae. Gene Ontology annotation, cellular component: nucleus. The record is from RefSeq and is a predicted model, not a curated record. Gene Ontology annotation, molecular function: protein tag activity; ubiquitin-like protein ligase binding.